Messenger RNA from Penicillium malachiteum, 1335 nucleotides. RefSeq lists its product as uncharacterized. The transcript has 2 exons. Bases 1 to 1335 code for a protein of 444 amino acids. Gene Ontology annotation, molecular function: triacylglycerol lipase activity. Lineage: Eukaryota; Fungi; Ascomycota; Eurotiomycetes; Eurotiales; Aspergillaceae. Gene Ontology annotation, biological process: lipid catabolic process. The record is from RefSeq and is a predicted model, not a curated record.
AUGAGGACAUCAUUUACUCUCUUACCGCUUCUUUCCUCUCUAUUUUAUCUUAUCUCCGAGGCUACAAUCACUCCUCCAUCUGAAGACUCCUUCUAUGAUCAGCCGAGUAACAUCAGUGACUAUGAUAACGGCGAAGUAGUUCGCUCCCGUUCCGUGUCCCCUGAACUUGUGUCUUUUCUAUCACUCCCAGUCGAUGUAUCCGUCCAGACUGUUCACCAAUAUUUUUUCCGAACUACCGACAGUCUCGGUGAUGCCGCUGGGUCAGUGGUGACUCUUAUAGAACCAUAUAAUUCUGAUCCAUCCAAGUUGCUCGGGUAUCAGGCAUUCUAUGAUAGUGCCAAUGUAGAUUGCAGUCCUUCUUAUACUCUACGCGCGGACUAUCAGAAUCUUGGUUUGACCGUCUCCGGAUUGAAUGUGUCAGAAGAUAUCCCUUUUAUUGCCGCAGCUCUCAAUCUGGGCUGGUGGGUCUUCACAACCGAUUACGAAGGACUCAAUGCAGAAUUCACUGUCGGACUACAAACAGGUCAUGCUGUCCUAGAUUCUACCCGCGCAGUCCUUAGUUCUGGCCCUUCAGUUGGACUAUCAAGCGAUCCCGUAUAUGCACUAUGGGGCUACUCUGGUGGCUCGCUGGCAUGCACAUGGGCUGCAGAGUUACAGCCUUCGUAUGCGCCGGAACUAAGCUAUGCUGGUAUCGCCGUUGGAGGCACAACACCGAAUAUUAGUUCUGUCUUGGAGACUAUCAAUAAUGGCUCAGAUGCUGGUCUUGCAUUCUCUGGUAUUUACGGCCAGGCAAAGGCGUUUCCCAACCUGACAGAGUGGAUGAGUUCAAAUCUAGUGUCUUCGAAGUCAGAUCAAUUCUACUCCAUCGCAAAUGGAUGUCUUUCUCAGGCUACUGAUACUGGUGCUGAUCAAGAUAUCUAUUCUUAUUUUGAGGAUGGAGAAGACUCAUUCUAUGAUGCCGUGCCUGAGUCUAUCUUUACGUGGUCGGGGCAGCUGGGACUUCACGGCACUCCGACAGUACCUUUGUUUAUCUAUAAAGCUAUUGGUGAUGAGAUCAGUCCUGUGGCAGAUACGGAUUACAUUGUGUCCAAGUAUUGUGAUGAAGGUGCUACUAUUGAAUAUCAUCGGGAUUUGGUUGGGAAUCAUGAGACUGAGGCGAUCUCGGGUUCAGCAAGUGCGUUGGCAUGGUUGUCGGAUCGCUUGAAUGGGGAGAGUGUGAGCAGUGGGUGUACUACUGAGGAUGUUAUUCUUUCUUCCUUCAGUGUUGAGACGCUGGUACUACUUGGAGAGGAAUUGUUCUCACUGCUCGAGGCAACACUGGGGGGACUGCUAUAA